Messenger RNA from Limulus polyphemus (Atlantic horseshoe crab), 2229 nucleotides. RefSeq names its product ras-related protein Rab-3. Lineage: Eukaryota; Metazoa; Arthropoda; Merostomata; Xiphosura; Limulidae. The transcript is spliced from 4 exons. Gene Ontology annotation, cellular component: synaptic vesicle; plasma membrane; endosome. Gene Ontology annotation, biological process: protein localization to plasma membrane; regulation of exocytosis; protein secretion. Gene Ontology annotation, molecular function: GTP binding; GTPase activity. The record is from RefSeq and is a predicted model, not a curated record. The coding region runs from base 149 to 805 and encodes 218 amino acids.
ACUGAAGGUCUUAAUCCGGGUUCCGGGUGCAUCUCUUAGAUUAGGAUCGAAGAAGAGAAGUUGUUGAAGACAUUUAUUAAAACUCAAACUGUUCUUGGAUUUCUUACAUAUUCUGUUUGUUUGUUGAAUUGCUGUAGGAUAUAUCGAUAUGCCAACAGGUCAAGAACAGAAAUGGCAGAGAGAUGCUGCUGACCAGAACUUUGAUUACAUGUUCAAGAUUUUGAUAAUAGGAAAUAGCAGUGUAGGAAAGACGUCAUUUCUUUUCAGAUACGCAGAUGAUUCCUUUACGUCUGCUUUUGUCAGCACCGUUGGAAUUGACUUUAAGGUGAAGACUGUUUUCAGACAGGACAAAAGAGUAAAACUUCAGAUAUGGGAUACAGCAGGACAGGAACGUUAUCGAACAAUAACUACAGCAUAUUAUCGAGGAGCUAUGGGCUUCAUACUCAUGUAUGAUGUUACUAAUGAGGAAUCGUUUAAUAGUGUCCAAGACUGGGUAACCCAAAUUAAGACUUAUUCGUGGGACAAUGCACAGGUAAUAUUGGUUGGGAAUAAAUGUGACAUGGAAGAUGAACGUGUUGUUUCAACAGAACGAGGGAAGCAGUUAGCCGAUCAAAUUGGUCUCGAGUUCUUUGAAACUUCGGCUAAGGAAAACGUCAACGUUAAAGCUGUGUUUGAAUGUCUGGUAGAUAUUAUUUGUGACAAGAUGUCAGAAAGUUUGGACUCUGAUCCUAAUCUUGUUGGUGCUUCCAAAGGCACCAGGCUGACGGAGAACCCCGCUCCUUCAAACGGCGGGUGCCAGUGCUAAGUUUGUGUUUACUGCUAACAACUCUGUGUUUCCUGGAGCUUUGUGUGUAUAUCAUCCUAAUAAAUUACUUAACAUGUGGGGUUUACUUCAAAAAAGGGGGGGAGUAAUUGAGAAAAUAAAAUUUAUUUAGAAUUAAGAAAUGUGGUAGAAAAUUUGGCUCACCAACUUUUCAUUGGCAUUACAUGUUAUUUUUCUUUUAGGAAUUGUUUGUUAAAGCUCUUACAGUACAUAUGGUUAAGAAUUUGGCUGGUUGAAAGGUUUAGAAAAACUCGUAUAUUACUUUUGAGCUCUAAUUUAACAAUAUUUCAUAGUUUGCAUGAGUAUUUUUCUCUGACAAUAUUUAUUCUUGCUAUUUUUAGAGAAAGUGAGAUGUUAAUCUUCUCUAACGUUAAAGUAAAACUUGAAAAAUGAUGUCUGUGUAGUACAUUUCAACUUAUGGAGUUUAUGCCCAAUUCCAUUUAAUACGUCAAAUUAUAUAAGUGAAUUUAAAAUAGUUAAUUGUUUCUGUGUGUAAUGGUUAUAAAAUCAGCCAAUCAACUGAUAAUUGUAUUUUAUACAUGGAUUAGGUAGCUUAAAAACUUUAUCUCAGAGUGUGUUCUGACAUUUAUUUAUUUUUUAAAUCAGUUUUUCAGUAUAUUUAAGUUAAAAACCUUUUGCAAUUUGUAUACCAAUAGUGUUAAUUAUUUUUCAAAUUUUUUUUUUCUCUUGGAGAUUGGAUUUUCACCUGAAAAAAAUAUCUUGUGUAUUUUAUUAAAGUUUGUUUAAAGAUUUAUUACAUAUAAUUGGUUUAAUGUACAAAAAUAAUUGUUUGUAUUUUGGUAAACCAUCAGCUGAAGCUGAUUUUAACUAUUUACAGAAACUUUGUAAACACAGUGUUUGAUGUAUGUAAUUAAUACUUGAAACUGUUGGUACUUGAUGGAACCCCUUAUUUACUGAAUUGAGAAAAACAAAAACACUUGUACAUUUCACAGUUAUUUCAUUUACUACUGUUGUGAUUGCACCUGACGAUGCAUUUACACAUGAAAUCAUGGUAGUAGUGAAUGAAAUAUUUAUGAAAUGUCUUUGUUUCCUCAAUUUUAGUGUGUUUGAUUUAUAGUAUUAUAUUGCCAAACAUGGAUUUAAAAGACACGAAUUCCAUUUAAAUUUAUCAAACAUCUUGUACCUGUAGUGUGGUUUACAGCUAUAGUAAAAACCAGGAGUUAGUGUGGUUUACAGCUAUGGUAAACACCAAGAGUUAGUGUGGUUUACAGCUAUGGUAAACACUAGGAGUUAAUGUGAGUUAUAGUUAUGGUAAACACUAGGAGUUAAUGUCAUUUAUAGUUAUGGUAAACAAUAGGAGUUAGUAUGGUUUACAGCUAUGGUAAACACUAGGAGUUAGUGUGGUUUACAGCUAUGGUAAACACCAAAAGUUAGUAUGGUUUACA